AUGCUGAGACAAGUGACACCGGAGAAAGUUAUCCACAUUGUUUGGCUUAGUGCUGCUUUAUCUUUCUGUUGGCCGCUUCCUAUUAGUAGCAGCAGAGCUCGAGUCCUUGGUUUCAGAAUUCUACAAAUAAGUGCAAUUAUUAGUGCUUGCAUGUUACUUCUGCCUAUGUUAUAUUCGAUUUAUUUGCACCCUGAUGACCUGAUCGUUGUUUUCAAAUGUAUGUGCAUGUCAACAGCUUUGUGUCAACUUAUCGUUCAGACUACUAUGUGUUGGAUUAAGCAAGACUCUCUACAACGUACAAUUAGAGAAAUGAUGACAUGUGUUAAAAAAACGAAACAGUAUGAAAAGGAAAUUUUCUAUAAAUAUAUCACGAGAUGCGACAUGUUGUGCAUAUGUACCAUAGUAUGUAUGUACGCGACUGCGACUGGUUUUUCAUUGGGACCUGCAAUCUUGCCAAUUUCUUUUCCAGCCGAUGCGGAAUAUCCGUUUCGCGUUAAUUAUACGCCAAUGAAUAUUAUUAUAUAUGCGCAUCAAUCUAUCCUUAGCUACCAAUGCGCUGCACAUAGUUGCGUGAGCAUAUUUGGAGCGCUAUUGUUCUGGUUCACAGCCGCAAGAUUCGAAUGUUUGGCUAUGGAAUUAGAGAAAAGUACAAGUAUCAAUACGCUAAUUGUUUGCAUUAAAAAGCAAUUAUCUUUAAGGAGGUACGCAGAGGAAGUGCUAAAUAAUUUUCGUAUUAUGGUACUUUUUUCAAUAAUAAUAAGCACACUUGUCUUGACUUUUGGUGGAAUUAUAUUAAUUGUGAAUUCACCACUACUUUUAAAACUGCAGUUCGUAAUCGUAUCUCUCACUGUACUUACGGAAGUUUUCAUGUACGCAUGGCCUGCUGACCACUUAAAGGAAAUGAGCACAAAUGUUUCACGAAGCGCAUACAACUUGAUAUGGUAUAAACAGACGUUAGAAAUACAAAAGAAUUUACUGAACGUAUUAAUAUUUCAAGAACCAGUAACUUUGUCUGUCAGUUGCGUGUUACCAGAGCUCUCUCUCCGUUAUUACUGUUCGUAUCUAUCCAAUGCCAUGUCCAUCUUCACCGCUUUGCGUGCCGCGAUAGCAGAUAACUCUACGUAAGCGUAUCCAGAAUAUUAAUUUUAUCGUAUAAUGAAGUUUUCGUUACG
Molecule: messenger RNA, 1172 nt
Organism: Bombus pyrosoma
Lineage: Eukaryota; Metazoa; Arthropoda; Insecta; Hymenoptera; Apidae
Product: odorant receptor 24a-like
Exons: 6
Coding region: 1-1125 (374 amino acids)
Biological process (GO): detection of chemical stimulus involved in sensory perception of smell; sensory perception of smell
Cellular component (GO): plasma membrane
Molecular function (GO): odorant binding; olfactory receptor activity
Source: RefSeq, a predicted model, not a curated record